AUGGCAGAUGCGUCUAACAGCCACAGCACAGCCCCUGCGCAGAACCUGGACGUAAAUAAUAAUCCCGACAUUGCCGAUCUGUCGCAUGCGCAAGAGCCCGCGCCUGUCUUUCAGCCGACUACUCCCACUGACUUGCCCCUGAGACAGUCGAAACAUUCGGUGGGCGGGACACGGCCGAAGAUUCAUGAUGUGACCGAGAAGUUUACACGAGCGUGUAAUGCUCUGGAAGUCGGUCAACUAGUUAAAGAUGACUACUUUACGCUCUUUGAGUCUAUUGGGGCAAUCGAGAUCAUGGAUCCCAAGAUGGAUAGUGGAUUCCUCCAACCCGGAGAGACUCUAGAAGACGACUAUGAUACACUAACACCCCUUCUACCAGAGGAACUUAUCGGCAUCAUGGACCAACUGUUGUGCUACGAAAUGGCAUGGCACACAGGCUAUCCUUUGUCACAGACACUCUUUACAUCCGUCUACAUUGACAAGCUACUAUGGCCAGAAGUCAAGGAACUGGAGCAAGCGCAAUUCUACCGUGGCGAAAUUCCCAACGAAAGAAAACCUGGACCAUUACUAGACGUACUAAGGGCGUAUUGCUUAGGUUUGAUCAAGGGAUGUGACCUUGUGAUAGCGAAGGUCACUGGUAGAGACUACUAUGAAGAGGAGGAUUUUUGUACACACACGUAUAACCGAGUAUUGUUCGUGAGCACGCCAAUGGAUGCUUUUUUGAGAGAGUUGGAUGCUGCCGUUGACAUAAUAGAGGAUCCCGAUCUUGAUAUCAAUGACGCUCUUCGAAAAGCCGUUCUAUCGAGACUAGAAUUACGGACAGAUUUGCUUCAGGCUUUUGACGUGGAUCUUGCGGUUGAGGGAAUGCCCUACUCUUGGCCACCGGUACUCGAGAUUAUUGACACGCUAAGGACUACUCAUCAACUUGGCCAGACAGUACCUGGUGCUUUCAGUCCGAAAAUGCAACGGCGGCUUGCCUCUACCGUUCCUCCACGGCCUAUUGUUGAACUAGAUUUCAAAGAUGCGUUAGGAAAGCUGGAGAAUAUGGCGUCCGCUUGCCACGAAGCCACUCGGUUGAUCUCCAUCAAGCUUGAUCCGCUCGAAUACCAAUCAUUCCUCUGGCACUUCUCGUCCCGUUCGCCACCAACCCUCACAUAUUCCAGAUCAUAUCUAUCAACUAUUGUACACCAUCCAGAAAUGUACAAUCCAGCAAUGUCGUUGUCGCUUGGGGACGUAAAAACUCUCGUUUUGCCCGCCUCUCCCAUUCUAGACCCCGGCAACUGGACUCUCUCACCACCACGCAACCCACUUCUCCCCAAGCCACCACGCCUCCAGCUGGCCCUUCUUAUGGACGAUUUUGUAGAGCGCGCAGACCAAGCCUACCUCGACCUCUGGGUUGCCUUGGUCCAGAACCGGUGUCGAGUCCGGCGCAUGUUGAGGCACGUUAUUGGCCACUGGGAUAUGCUGCAAUCCGAGGCAAGUGUAACCGACAGUGAAAUCUCCGCUGCAGCCAACGAAAUGGGUGUAUCCGACGCUGUCAUGGAAUUCUCUCUCUCGACAUGGGCAUACCACAAGAAGCUCUGGAUCAUCGAAAAAAUGAUCCUACUUGGCUUCGAGCAGGAAAUCUACCUCCCAGACGAAUAUGCAGGAAUGUACCUCUUCCUCUCUCUCAUCACCACGCGCAGAAAAGAGCUGCUGCGUAGAGUCCAAACGCACUAUACCACCCACAAAUUCAACCUCCUCCGCCAAGGAAAAAUGCAAGAGAAGCAGCAAGUAGACGACGCGGAGCCGUAUGUCGCCAGUCUAAUCGCCGAAGCGGAAGCAACCGCUUCCUUCAGUCUAGCUUUAGCACGCUUCUACAUUGUACUAUUGUAUUUGCAUCUCCUACCUAUCCCCAGCCGUCCCUUUUCUACCGAGAAACUGCGCUACGAAGUCCGCAUGAAACCGUUUCUAGGGCUUCAGCCCCCCGAGGUCCCGGACUUUGAUGACUUCAAAGCGCACACUCAGCUAUAUGGCGAUGUGGCUUCGCCUUCUCCUGAGUUCGCUGAACACGUAGCGCACUUGGACUCGGCGCUGUGGAGCGAGAUUGAUGGACAACUUAGGACGGCGAAAGCGGCGUUUGCAGAGUACAAGCGGAUUGGCGUGCAGGCGGCGAAAGCGGAGGGUGUGGAGAGUAGUUGGGAUGGAGAGGUGCAGAAUGCAGUGGCGAGUUGUGUGGCGUUGGGUUUGGUGGUUACGGAGAUUAAGGAGUGGGUUGCGGAGAAGGGGGUGAGCGUAUCGGGUAUCAAGGUUGAGAUUCCAGAGGCGGGGGCAGGGAAGAGAUAUGCGGAUGGGUGGGUUGUACCAAAGGUUGUCAAGGAGUGA
Molecule: messenger RNA, 2361 nt
Organism: Bipolaris victoriae FI3
Lineage: Eukaryota; Fungi; Ascomycota; Dothideomycetes; Pleosporales; Pleosporaceae
Exons: 5
Coding region: 1-2361 (786 amino acids)
Biological process (GO): N-terminal peptidyl-methionine acetylation
Cellular component (GO): NatC complex
Source: RefSeq, a predicted model, not a curated record